Thunnus maccoyii (southern bluefin tuna) is the source of this 2177-nucleotide messenger RNA. It is a transcript of the gene kdelr2a, whose product is annotated as KDEL endoplasmic reticulum protein retention receptor 2a. The transcript is spliced from 5 exons. The coding region runs from base 189 to 827 and encodes 212 amino acids. Gene Ontology annotation, molecular function: ER lumen protein retrieval receptor activity. Gene Ontology annotation, biological process: endoplasmic reticulum to Golgi vesicle-mediated transport; protein retention in ER lumen. The record is from RefSeq and is a predicted model, not a curated record. Lineage: Eukaryota; Metazoa; Chordata; Actinopteri; Scombriformes; Scombridae. Gene Ontology annotation, cellular component: endoplasmic reticulum; membrane; cis-Golgi network.
ACGCCCCCUUCCACGUCGACCUGCACUCUCGCCAUAUCUUCAAUCCUGGGAGUCCCGCAGCCCGGUUUUCCACCAAGUGGAGCAGGAGAAGCAUUCAACAUUAACUGUAACUUACAGUACUGCUUUAGAGCAAAAAAAGGUCAUCUGUGUGAGCCUCCUAGCUGUGUCUAUUCAUUCAUUUAGCAACAAUGAACGUGUUCAGACUGACAGGGGACCUCUCUCAUUUGGCUGCUAUCAUCAUCCUGCUGCUCAAAAUAUGGAAAAGCAGGUCGUGUGCAGGUAUCUCUGGAAAGAGCCAAAUCCUGUUUGCCAUCGUGUUCACCACACGUUACUUGGAUCUGCUCACCUCCUUCAUCUCCCUCUACAACACAUGCAUGAAGGUGAUCUACAUCGGCUGUGCAUAUGCCACAGUCUACCUGAUCUAUGCGAAGUUCAGGGCCACCUACGAUGGCAACCAUGACAGUUUCAGAGUGGAGUUCCUGGUUGUUCCUGUCGGGGGUCUUGCUGUUCUCAUCAACCACGACUUUUCUCUCCUAGAGAUCCUGUGGACUUUCUCCAUCUACCUGGAGUCAGUGGCAAUCCUUCCCCAGCUCUUCAUGAUCAGCAAGACCGGAGAGGCAGAGACGAUCACCACCCACUACCUGUUCUGCCUGGGCCUGUAUCGGGCGCUCUAUCUCUUCAACUGGAUCUGGCGUUUCUACUUUGAGGGCUUCUUUGACAUGAUCGCCAUCGUGGCCGGUGUUGUCCAGACUGUCCUCUACUGUGACUUCUUCUACCUUUAUGUCACCAAAGUGUUGAAAGGCAAGAAGCUGAGCCUGCCGGCGUAAAAAGUACUGAAGGAGACGGCGACUCCCAGCAGACUCAGGGGGUGUGGAGAUGACAUCAUGGAAUCUCGUGACCUUAUUUGCAAAGGAUGCCUGAGACAGAGAACCAACUAACGGGGAAAAACACUAGUCUUCUUGAUGAUUGCUGAUGGAACUGGUAAAUGCCAACAAACACCAGAGCUGAACAAAGAUCAUCGCGGGUCAACCUUUGGAUUUCUGUGUUCAGCAUCUUGCCUUAAACUUCUUUUCAUUGCUGUUCAAAUAGGAGAAAAGGCUUUUUUUUCUACAUGUGAGGUGUAUACGCUUAUUUUUUUUUAUUUCUUAUAUUUUUUUUUUACAAUGUCAUAAAUAGGGUUGACUCUGAGAAGAACCUUGUUUGACUCGGUAAUGAAAUGCACAAAUGUACAGUCUUAUUAAAGAAUGACGUAAAAGAGAAAUGUAUCUGAGUGCCUGAUGAGGAUUAUGUCCAGUUUCUCACAGUACAGUAUUUUUUUUUUACUUUUUGGAUUUAAUUUUGUCUAGAUAAUUGUAUGCAUAUACUGUAAUACAUGUAUCCUAUCUUGGAAACAUUUAAAGAGGCCAACGUACAUCAAUUUUUAAAAAAUAUUGCUUUAUAAAAUUGCUGAAGACAACAUUUUAAACAUACUCUCAUCUAAAAAUAGACUCUUCAAAAAAAAGAUUUAUAAUUUCAUCUUGAGUUUAAGAGGUAACUCAUAAAAUACAACAAUCAUUUUGUCACAGCUGUCAAUAUUUUCAAAUGUUAGGUAUCUCAUUUGGAAUUAACCUUUUCAUGUGUAUACUGAUCUUUUUUUUUCCUCAGCAUACUGUUUUGAUGAAACUAAAAUGUUCUGCAGCUUCAAUAUAAAUUUCAUACAAUUGUAACAUAAUGCUACAUCACAUUCUGGAUGUAGAUAGAGCACAAACUUUGUUCUUUUGCUAUUGCACCCCAGUAACAAAAGCCUGAACACCUUUCAGUAAUAGCUUGCCAGUUAACUGAUGGUUGAAAUCAUUGACGUCAGAGUAAAGCAAUAAUGACUGAAUAAUGAUGACAUUUCCUGCACCGGGAUGAAAAGUGUGCAGAUAUUUGGUAAGAGAAUCCUCUCACGCUUUGACCAGUUGUAACAUUUCAGUUGUUAACUGUUUGUCUGGGGUGUGAAAAAUUAAACAGAUUUGACAUUUAGUAGUUAAGUUGCUCAAUAAUCGGUGAUCAUGGUGCUCAAUGGGUGCAUUUCUGUUCAGUUUAAAGGCCUGUUGUUUAACUUUUUCAAAUUAGCCAUUCCUAAACGAUUGUUUCAACUUUUUGUCUUUUUUUUUUGCAUGAUAUCACCUCCAUUAAAGAUUUUAAGAGAAUCA